AUGGCGCAUCUUGUUGCUCACUUAGCCUUGAAGCUCAUGAUCAUACUCCUACUCUUCUUCCCAAUAGACCAAUCCAACGGCUGUUUGGACGACGAGAAAGUCGCACUUCUCCACCUCAAAUCCUCCUUCAAUUCAACCGCUCAAGAGGAACUCAACCACCCAACAACGGAAGAUUGCUGCUCCUGGCAAGGAAUUCAAUGCAGCCAAACCACCGGCAGAGUCAUCUCCAUCGACCUCUUCCAGCUCUUCGAUUUCCAGAUCCCAGAAACAGAGUCCAGGUGCCUCAACACCACUCUGUUUCUCCCCUUUCCGCAGCUCGCCAGCCUCUCUCUUCCUCACGGCAGUCUGGUCGAUUGCCCCGAAAAAAACCACGGUUUGGAAGGGCUAUCGGUACUUCCCCAUCUGGAGAUCUUGGAUUUGAGCUUCAACAAGUUCACUGGCAGCAUCCUUUCCUCCAUAGGAGCCCUUCCUUCAUUGAGGACAUUGAGUUUGAAGCAGCUUCGAGUUCUGGAUCUAUGGAACAACCACUUCGCCGGAGAACUGCCGGAAUGUUUGUCCAAUUUGACAUCUCUACAAAUUUUGGACCUUUCAGACAAUCGUUUCACCGGAGACAUUUCUCUGUCCCCAUUGGGAAGCCUUAUGUCGAUUUCAGAAUUGCGGCUCACCUACAAUUCGUUCAAGAUUCCUUUCUCACUGUCCCCAUUUUCCAACCUCUCCAAGCUCAAAACCCUCUACGCCGACCACAACCAAGUUAUCUACAGCGAUGAAGGAGAGAAGAAUUCUGCAAAAUUCGUCUCUGCCCCAAGCUUCCAGCUGCAGACUCUGUACCUCUCUGCCACCGAGGGAUACGGAAACAAAUUGGAUGGCAGACUAUUGGAUUUUGAGUUGCAGAGUUUGAAGACAUUGAGAUUGGAUCACAAUCAAUUUCAGGGGAGCAUUCCAAUUGGGUUGUCUAGGAGCCCUGCUUUGAACUUCUUGGAUGUCAGCAACAACGAUCUCUCCGGUACGAUCCCUUCGUGGCUGUCGACGAUGCCAUCGCUCGACGUUCUGGACCUCUCGGGCAACGAUCUCGUCGGAGAGCUGCCUAGAGGGCUCCCUUCUCCCUGGAUGACACAGGUUUAUCUAUCGAAGAAUCGUCUCGUAGGACAGUUUCGGAUUGAUUCGAUCAGCGACGAAUAUCGACUGUUGAUACUGGAUGUCAGUCACAAUCGACUGUCCGGACCGGUUCCUAGGCAGAUUGACAAAAUGUAUCGAUUGAGGUACAUUCUGCUAAACAACAAUAGCUUCCAGGGGGAAAUGCCGAUUGGAAUGUGCAAGUUGGAGCAUUUGAGGCUCAUCGAUCUAUCGAGCAAUGGCUUCUCUGGAGACAUACUCCCCUGCAUCAAGACUCACGCACACUGGUCACGGUUGGAAGGAGAUGAUGAGAUUGGAUUCCUGGGAGCAGCGACGCCAGCAAUCGAACCGAUGGAGAUUACGACGAAAGCAUUUCCUUACUCUUACCAGGGCCGGAACCUCCUCCUGAUGUCAGGCAUCAACCUGUCUGACAACAACUUUACUGGUGAGAUUCCCGAAGAAUUCGGGAACCUCACCAGCAUCAAACUCCUGAACCUGUCACACAAUGCACUCACCGGGUCGAUUCCGUCGACAUUCUCUAAAUUUGAGCAGAUCGAGAGUUUGGAUCUCUGUUACAACAAUCUGACGGGGUCGAUCCCCGCACAGCUGGUGGAUCUUAACUCUCUGGCUGUUUUUAGCGUGGCGUACAACAAUCUGUCUGGGAGGACCCCGGAGAGGGUUGCACAAUUCGCGACUUUUAACGAGAAUUGCUACGACGGGAACCCUUUUCUCUGUGGAUGGCCUCUCCCGAAGAAAUGUACUCCGGGAUCCCCGCCGCAGCCAUCAUUGCCGACGGAGGAUGGGGACGACGUCGACGGUGGUGAGGUGAUCGAUACCGAGGUUUUCGUGUCGAGUUUUACCGUGUCGUUCGGGAUGGUGUUGGCCGCGAUCGCGACUGUUCUGUACAUAAAUCCGAACUGGAGGAGGAGGUGGUUUUACUAUGUGGAAAUGGUGAUGGAGGGUUGCUAUUACUUCAUGGUGGAUCAUCUUCCGGUGCCGGAGAAGUACAAAGUUUUGGAUCCCUCUUCUGGACGGCUGUCAUGGCAGUAG
Messenger RNA from Linum tenue, 2163 nucleotides. NCBI's taxonomy places the organism in Eukaryota, Viridiplantae, Streptophyta, Magnoliopsida, Malpighiales, Linaceae. The record is from the annotation of a GenBank genome assembly.